Molecule: messenger RNA, 1314 nt
Organism: Monoraphidium neglectum
Lineage: Eukaryota; Viridiplantae; Chlorophyta; Chlorophyceae; Sphaeropleales; Selenastraceae
Product: OTU domain-containing protein 6B
Exons: 4
Coding region: 1-1314 (437 amino acids)
Biological process (GO): protein deubiquitination
Molecular function (GO): cysteine-type deubiquitinase activity
Source: RefSeq, a predicted model, not a curated record
AUGAAAGGGUUUGUGAAGUCGGCAGCCAAGCGGCCAGGACCUGAUGAGGAGGAGGAGGAGCCGCAGCAAAAGGAGCCAGAGACCGAGCGUCCUCAGCAACAGAAAGUCGCCCAGCCAAAGCAGCUGGCCAAGGUGGCGCCCAGCAAGCCUGCAGCUGCCAAGCAAGAGGGGGUCGCAAGCGAUGGUGGUGGCAGUGGCAGUGAUGAUGGCGAGGGUGAAGACGGCCAGCAGACGCGUAACCACAUCCUGCAGCGCCACAAGCGGGAAAUGCUGGCCCAUAAGAAGGCGCUGCAGCGGUCCGGCAAAAAGUCCAAGGACGAGGUCACACGCCUCACAGCCGAUAUUGAGAAGCGCCAUGCGCAGGAGCUGGCAGCUUUCGACGCAGCGGGCAGCGGUGGCAGCAGCAGCGCAGCGGCGGCAAACGGCGGGGGGGCGGGAGGGGCGGCAGAUGCGAGUAGCGGUCCUAGGGGUGGGGCAGCUGCGCCACCAGGCGCUGGCGAGGCUGUUACUGGUGGUGGUGCGGAGCCUCUGAGCAAGUACCUCAAGGGCCUCACCAUUGACAGCGCUGAAGCGGCAGCACAGGCCAGGCGCCCCAGCAAGGCCCAGAAGCGCCGCGAGAAGCAUGCGGCAAAGGACGCGGAGCGCGAGGCGCGCGUUGCUGCGGAGAAAGAGGCCUUGGGUACACCCGAGCGGCUGGCUGAGGAGGCGGCGCUCAAGGCCGUGCUGGCCCCCUUGGGGCUGGGCAUCAAGGAGAUCCGGGCGGACGGCCACUGCAUGUACCGCUCAGUGGAGGACCAGCUCAGGGCCACUGCCCGCGCCGCCAAGGCCAAGGCGGCCGCUGGGGUGGAGGGCCGCAGCGUCAACGUGGGAGAGCACGGUGACGGGGACGAGGGCGAGGGGGAGGGGGAGGAGGAGGAGGAGGUGCCGGAUUACCAGGAGCUGCGGGAGCUGGCGGCGGAGCACCUGCGCUCGCACCGGGGGGAGUUCGCGCCCUACCUGGUACCUGAGGACGAGGGAGAGGACCCUGAGGCCUACUUUGAACGCUACUGCGACGCUGUUGAGACCACCGCCACAUGGGGCGGCCACGUUGAGCUGCAGGCGCUGUCAGGGGCGCUUGGGCGGCGCAUCACAGUGUUCGCCGUGGGCAUGCAGCCGCAGGUGCUGGGGGAGGGGAAGGGCGCAGACGAGGGUCUCACGCUGUGCUUCCUGCGGCAUGCGUACGGCCUGGGGGAGCAUUACAACUCCACCAAGAAGCUGCUGUUCGCACCAGAGGAGGUUGUCGCCGAGGUUGCUGCAGGCGGCGACGAUAAGUGA